UCUUUCAGCUCCGUAUUCCUCGCUUCCGGACGCCGAGGUCGCGUUACCGCAGUGGCUCGGGGCCCACGCCGUCCGCCCUCAAAAAACGGAGCGAUGCUGAUCUCAGGACAAACGACUGGACCUUCCUAGCCCUGGCGGAGCCACGGAGCUCACUUGGACAAUGUCACUUGGUGGAGAAGGACUGUGAGAUCGUGGCUAGAAGCCAGGUUGUAGCCACCUGCCUGCCACUGCCCAGCUGAGUGGCAGCCCAGAGCCCAGGAGCAGCACGUGGCUGUAGGCCACAGACACGGCGAAGAUAUGAGUGUGGGGGUGAGCACCUCUGCUCCCCUGCUCCCAGCCUCAGACACAAACACUGUCACAUCUACCUUCUCCCUCGUGGACUAUGUAGUGUUUGUGCUGCUGCUGGUUCUCUCCCUUGCUAUUGGGCUCUACCAUGCCUUUCAUGGCUGGGGCCGGCAUACUGUUGGCCAACUGCUCAUGGCAGACCGAAAAAUGAGCUGUCUUCCUGUGGCUCUGUCUCUGCUGGCCACCUUCCAAUCAGCCGUGGCCAUCUUGGGUGUGCCAUCUGAGAUCUACCGAUUUGGGACCCAGUAUUGGUUCCUGGGCUGCUGCUAUUUUCUGGGCCUGCUGAUCCCUGCACACAUCUUCAUCCCUGUCUUCUACCGCCUGCAUCUCACCAGUGCCUAUGAGUAUCUGGAGCUCCGAUUCAAUAAAGCUGUGCGGGUUUGUGGGACCGUGACCUUCAUCUUUCAGAUGGUGAUCUACAUGGGAGUCGUGCUCUAUGCACCAUCAUUGGCCCUCAAUGCAGUGACUGGCUUUGACCUGUGGUUGUCAGUGCUGACCCUAGGCGUUGUUUGUACUGUCUAUACUGCUCUGGGCGGGCUGAAGGCAGUCAUCUGGACAGACGUGUUCCAGACGCUGGUCAUGUUCCUAGGGCAGCUGGUGGUUAUCAUUGUGGGGUCAGUCAAGGUGGGCGGCUUGGGGCAUGUGUGGAAAGUGGCUUCCCAGCAUGGCCGCAUCUCUGGGAUCGUGCUGGAUCCAGAUCCUUUCGUACGGCACACUUUCUGGACAUUGGCUUUUGGGGGUGUCUUCAUGAUGCUCUCCUUGUAUGGGGUGAACCAGGCUCAGGUGCAGCGCUACCUCAGUUCCCGCACGGAGAAGGCUGCUGUGCUCUCCUGCUAUGCAGUCUUCCCUUGCCAGCAGUUGGUCCUUUGCAUGAGUUGCCUCAUUGGCUUGGUCAUGUUUGUCUACUACCAAGAGUAUCCCAUGAGCACCCAGCAGGCUCAAGCAGCCCCUGACCAGUUCGUCCUGUAUUUUGUGAUGGAUCUCCUGAAAGACCUGCCAGGCCUGCCUGGGCUCUUUGUUGCCUGCCUCUUCAGUGGCUCCCUCAGCACCAUAUCUUCUGCUUUUAACUCAUUGGCAACUGUUACGAUGGAAGAUCUGAUCCGACCCUGGUUCCCUCAAUUCUCUGAAGUCCAGGCCAUCAUGCUUUCGAGAAUCCUCGCCUUUGGCUAUGGGCUGCUUUGUCUGGGAAUGGCGUAUAUUUCUUCCCAGAUGGGACCCGUGUUACAGGCAGCACUCAGCAUCUUUGGCAUGGUUGGGGGGCCGCUGCUCGGACUCUUCUGUCUUGGGAUGUUCUUUCCUUGUGCCAACCCUUCUGGUGCCAUUGUGGGUCUGUUGGCUGGACUCAUCAUGGCCUUCUGGAUCGGCAUCGGGAGCAUAGUGACCAACAUGGCCUCCGGCAUGGCACCCUCUCCCCCUAAUAUAUCCAGCUUUUCCCUGCCUAGCAACCUGACCUCUGUCACCAUGACCACACUGAUGCCCUCAACCACCCUCUCCAAGCCUACAGGGCUGCAGCGUCUCUACUCCUUGUCGUAUUUAUGGUACAGCGCUCACAACUCAACCACAGUUAUUGUCGUGGGCCUGAUUGUCAGUCUGCUCACUGGGGGAAUGCGGGGCCGGACCCUGAAUCCUCGGACCAUUUACCCGGUGUUACCAAAGCUCAUUGCCCUGCUGCCCCUGUCCUGUCAGAAGCGAUUUCACUGCAUAAGCUACAGCCAGGAUCUCUCAGUGGACACUGCUACAUUUCCGGAAAAGAUGAGUAAUGGGAUGUUGAAGAACAGAGACAAGGAGGUCAUGGCAGUGCCUGAGGAAAGCUCAGCCCACCAAGGGAACAGCCCCACCUUCAUCCUCCAGGAGACCUCACUGUGAUCUAGGCUUAGGUCCCAGGGCCAGAGGCCAUCCUGUAGUACAGUGAUGAGUUAGGUGAUACACAGUGUAGAGACAAUCGAGGACUGGAUUACCUAGCCCACCAAAGGACCUUGUUUUUAGGUGUUUGGGCUGCAGUAGAAGCUGUCAUGUCAUGGGAAGUGUUGAGGGUAGGAAAGGGUUUUCACUUGUCCCUUGACAGCCUAUUCUCUAUAGAGGACUAGGUUUGCAGGGGAUAGGAUUUUGCUAGAAAAGGGGAUCGAAGCAAAUCCUCUGGGAAACGGGAAAUGGCUUCCGAUUAACCAUCACCAGACUCCUUUGAAGUGAAUAGAAAUAGUGCUAGUUACCACUGCUCUGGGGCCUGGUUUCACAAGGUUGGCCAUGUUCACCGCGAAACACAAAGCUGUCUUAGUCAGCUGUUGCUUCUCUUGUGGUACUAUUUUAAGGAUAGAUUCUGUCAGCCACAAAGGGUCCAGGACUACUUUCUCAUUAUCUGUGACGCCC
Odobenus rosmarus divergens (Pacific walrus) is the source of this 2712-nucleotide messenger RNA. RefSeq names its product solute carrier family 5 (sodium-dependent vitamin transporter), member 6 (gene SLC5A6). Gene Ontology annotation, molecular function: sodium-dependent multivitamin transmembrane transporter activity. The record is from RefSeq and is a predicted model, not a curated record. The coding region runs from base 298 to 2211 and encodes 637 amino acids. NCBI's taxonomy places the organism in Eukaryota, Metazoa, Chordata, Mammalia, Carnivora, Odobenidae. The transcript has 17 exons. Gene Ontology annotation, biological process: pantothenate transmembrane transport; biotin transport; sodium ion transport. Gene Ontology annotation, cellular component: membrane.